Messenger RNA from Stylophora pistillata, 2260 nucleotides. Its product is annotated as activating signal cointegrator 1-like. NCBI's taxonomy places the organism in Eukaryota, Metazoa, Cnidaria, Anthozoa, Scleractinia, Pocilloporidae. Gene Ontology annotation, cellular component: RQC-trigger complex; nucleus. The record is from RefSeq and is a predicted model, not a curated record. Gene Ontology annotation, molecular function: zinc ion binding. Gene Ontology annotation, biological process: rescue of stalled cytosolic ribosome.
AUGGAGGUAUCUACAGAAGCCAAAGCGUGGUGUAUCCAAGAAUUGUUGAAAAUAAGAGACGUGGACGACGAUGUGACGGGAUAUAUUUUGUCACUGAAUACUGCUAGUGAAUUAGAGUCAUAUCUGCGAAAUUUUCUGGAUCUGAAGAAUCGCGAACAUUAGCAAAUUUUGGUGGAAUUUUCCAAUGUAGUGAGGACCGAAACUACCUCAGAUGCAAGUGGUACUUUUUCGUACUCCCAAAAAUGCUCAGGUGAACACGGUAACGGUUUAACUGAUCCACCCAUUUAUCCGGGAAUAGAAACAAAGAAGAAAUCUCCAAAGUUUGUGUCACUGUAUGGGGCAGAGGGACAAGCGCGCACUUCGGUUCUUCUUCCCGGAAGACACCCCUGCGAGUGCUUGGCUCAGAAACACGCUCUGGUCAAUAACUGCACAGAAUGUGGACGAAUUAUUUGUAAACAGGAAGGUUCGGGACCUUGCUUUUUCUGUGGAGCUUUGGUUUGCACUAAAGAAGAGCAAGAGAUACUGGCGCGGAAAUCAAAAAAGAGUCACAAACUCCAUGAGAAACUACUGAAGCAGGGGAUAGAGCAUGACUCUGGUUCAAAAUUAGGGGAAGGUCUACAAAAAGCAAUUGCUCAUAAGAACAGACUCAUAGAGUAUGACAAGAGUGGUGUCCGGCGUACAAAAGUGAUUGAUGAUGAGUGUGAUUACUUUGCUAGUGACACCAAUAAGUGGCUGUCUAAAAAGGAGAGGGAUGCUUUAAAGAAGAAGGAAGAUGAACUGCGAGAAAAGCGUUAUGGUUCACACAGGAAGAUGAAGGUUACACUGGACUUUGCAGGUCGAAAGGUUGUUGACGAGAGUGAACCUGAGGUAAAUUUUGACCCUGAUUCAGCUGUUCUUGCUCCAGGUUAUUAUAAUGUGGAUAAAAAUCCCAAACCACAAAGAGUUGCCAAUCUUAACUGCCCAAAUAUCUCUUCUUUAAAGUUUGUUUCUUCUGAGAAAGGAGGCGAGAAAGAGCGAAAUUACAAGGAUGUUGCAGAGAAAAAGCGAAGUAAAGAAGUUCUGCGUAUCCAGGAUAAGGAAUUCCAAGAGAUGAGUGAUACAGGUGCUUGCCUAAGUAUGCAUCAGCCUUGGGCAUCACUCCUUGUGUUGGGUAUCAAGAGAGUAGAAGGGCGCUCCUGGUACAGUGCUCACCGUGGACGCCUAUGGAUUGCAGCAGCUGCUAAACAGCCAACUCAACAGGAAAUCACAGCAGUAGAAGAAGUGUACAAGACUCUGUAUGGGAGUGAAAAUGUUGUAUUCCCUCAGCAAUAUCCUGUCUCAUGUCUACUUGGAUGCAUAGACCUUGUGGAAUGUCUUGCCCAGGAAGAUUACAAGGAACAGUUCUCAGAAGGCGAGUCUGAAUCUCCUUAUGUGUUUAUCUGUGAGAAUCCUCAGCAGCUGGCUUUGAAAUUUCCUGUAAAGGGACAGCAUAAAAUAUGGAAACUUGAUCCUGCAAUCCAUAAGGCAGCCAAGGGAGGUCUCAGGAAAGCAGCAUGAAGAAAUAUCUGCCAAAGUCCUCAUCAUAAUCUAGAUGCAAUUAAUGUUUUGAACCUAGAACUGAUAGGUUAAUGGUGUAUAAUUGAGGAUAUUCCUAAAGAACACUUCUGUCAGUAACAGUAACAAAUUGAAAACUGAAGGGGAAGUCAUUAUCAGAGUCAAGAUAUGACACUAGUGAUGACAUCCUAAAAAGUCACCUUGACUCCCAUUAUGAUUUUCAAUCAGGUUGUUAAUUUAAUGUCAUUCACUGUUACCUACAGUGUACAUAGUCCUUUCCAGGACUACUCUCACUCAGAUGAUUAGACUACACAACUGAAAGUAGUUUGUUUCAGAGUUUAUGGUCAUACCUACAUCAGGUUUAGGGUCAACAAAAACUGAUCAAAGUUACUGGUAUCAUAUCAGACCAAAGACUACUAUAUUAACGAUCAAACUUACGGGUUAUUUAUUAUUGCUUUGUCACUUGACUUGUUUUGUGUCUAAUGGAUGUCCAAGAUGAAGUUAAGGGCAUUUGAGUUUACCAUAUAUUUCGAUUAGUUUCCCCUUUUUCCUUCCUAUUUGAUCAUUUGAAUUUUUCUAUUUGGGAACCUCAGCUUAAAUUUUGAUUACUCAAUGGGUACCCUGCUGGUAAUCUAAAAGCUAUUGAAAGUAUGGUGUCAGGGCUCGACACUAACUUUUCAACUUACUAGCCUAGUAGCUAGAGACAUCUUAGAUGUUAAGACAAUUU